Molecule: messenger RNA, 1615 nt
Organism: Hordeum vulgare subsp. vulgare (domesticated barley)
Lineage: Eukaryota; Viridiplantae; Streptophyta; Magnoliopsida; Poales; Poaceae
Exons: 3
Coding region: 168-1598 (476 amino acids)
Source: RefSeq, a predicted model, not a curated record
UUGUAUGUUCUGCAGAGUAUUUUGAGAAGGAACGACAAAUUUCACGCGACUGGUACAAGCAAGGAGUGAAGCUGAUCCUAGCUAUAUAUAGCCCGUCAUAACAUGCAUCACAAGUAUUACAAACGAUAGAUCACACAGCUUUUGCUUUGGAUCGAGCCUCCAGUGUCAUGGCGCAAAGUACUGAAAUGGAAGCAUGGAAGGCUGAGACUAGCAGAGAUGAUUUAUCCACCAAAAUCGUCACCAUCCAAGUCGACUCGUCUCAACCUUCUCAACAAGGGAAAGUGGGUGAAACCGGCGAGUCUCCUGGCAACACGGCAAAGCUCUAUACAAGAGUCUGGAAUCUUGACUCCGACUUGGAGGCAGGGAAAAAACUGCUGGCCAAACAAAUUGGGAGGAACACUAUUGUUUCCAUCCACAAUGCUCCCAAGGUCCGUCAGCAACUCCGUAGCGCCGAUGAAGACAGCUACACGCCGCACAGCGUGCCGAUCGGCCCUUACCAUCGCACUCAUCCGUCUCCGUGGAUUGUAAAAGAAAAGCUGCGGUAUGUCGGCUUCAUGCAGAGUCUCUCCGAGAGAUAUAAGGGAGGUGGCCUUAAUGGUCUAGUGGAGGAAUUGGAGCCGGAAGCAAGGGAAUGGUACGGCGACGGGGUCGCCCACAUGACGCCGGAGGAGUUGGCGAGGAUGCUGCUCCAUGAUGGGUGCUACCUGUUGGGUUGGUUGGGGAACUAUCCAGACGCCCCUCAAACAUCCUGCCACGACCACAACACGGUCUUUCGUGACAUCCUUUACCUCAUCGAGAACCAGAUGCCUUUCUUCGUUCUUGAGAGGAUUCACGCCCGCGCCACAGGAGGUUCCCGUUGUCUACUCCGCUACAUGGCAACAUAUAUCCAGAAUCUGCUGCAGGCUCAGCUGUACAUCAGCGCAGGGAAGCAGAAGCUGAUGGAGCAGCCAUGCCACCUCCUGCACCUAGUGCACGCAUACUUCCGUCAAGCCAAUUUGCUGCCGUCUACUGAUCCGGAACCGCCGAGGCACACAGGUCGGUGGCGCCGGGCGACGGACUACCGCUUGUGUGCAAACGUGAAGUUCAUGCCACGGGACUUCGCGGACGAAGUGACUUCGAUCCUUGACGUGCGCCUUGAAGGAGGCACGCUGUGGAUCCCUCGCCUGCAAGUCUGUAGGGACACAUGGACCCUCCUAAGUAACCUGAUGGCACUGGAGGAGCAGAUGCCCAAGAGGCCCGUCACGGCCUACUGCAUCUUCAUGUCGCAGGUUGCGUGUACGGUGGAGGACGUCCGGCUCCUGGUUGAUGCAAAGAUCCUCCAACACUUCGAGGGCAGCGACGACAUUGCCGCCCAAGGAUUUGCCAACCUCUGCAAUGGGGUGGUCAUGGACGUCCAUAACAUCGACAGGAACUAUCUCAAACCCAUUUGGCAUGACCUGGAGAAGCGCCACAAGCGCCGUGCGCACAACUUUUGGGGCCAACGCUCACAACGCUUGACGAUCGCCUUGGCAUUCCUACUAGUUUUCGUCCUCCUUGCUUGUGUAGUCACGCAAACUUGUUAUGUAGUUAUCGGCUCUAGGCAAAACCCAAAACAUUAGUGUCAGUUUAGUUUCCA